GGCGAGUCAGCGGCGAUUCAGGAAAUAAGUCCAUCGCAGUGACAGGAACAACAUCACGGGACUGUCUUUGCACUGAGCAGAUUAAUAAAAUAUUACCUGUAAGCGAUCUGUGUACACACCUGUAAUAUUAGACAACAUGUCUAGGCAGUCGAACAGAGCCACGGACAGCAAGAAGAUGAAUUCAGAAUUAUUCACUCUCACUUAUGGAGCCCUGGUCACUCAGCUGUGUAAAGACUAUGAAAAUGAUGAGGAGGUCAACAAACAACUGGAUAAAAUGGGAUACAAUAUCGGAGUGCGUCUGAUUGAGGACUUCUUGGCUCGGUCCAGCGUGGGGAGGUGUCAUGAUUUCCGAGAAACAGCCGAUGUCAUUGCAAAGGUAGCCUUCAAGAUGUACUUGGGUAUCACCCCCAGCGUGACCAACUGGAGUCCUGCUGGAGACGAGUUCUCUCUUAUCCUCGAAAGCAACCCCCUGGUGGACUUUGUAGAGCUUCCCGACAACCACAGCAAUCUGGUCUACUCCAACCUGCUCUGUGGAGUGCUGAGAGGAGCUCUUGAAAUGGUUCAAAUGGCGGUGGACGUGCGAUUUGCUCAGGACACGCUAAGAGGUGACAAUGUGACAGAAAUUCGCAUGAAGUUCAUCAAAAGGAUCGAGGAGAACAUGCCAGCUGGGGAUGAAUGAGGCUGAGAGACACUAACCUUUGACCUGUGAGACUUUUUUUAUGUUGGGUUGGGAACCAAAAACUUCCAUUUUGGUCAAGGGAAGACCAACCAAUCCUUCUUAUAAUACAAUAAAACAUUGUAAGUAUUGCAAUGAGAGUUCACCAUCGAGAAGAUUCUCUCGAUGUGUCAAUAAGGAUGGCAUGUUCUUUCCACCUGGUCCAUGUUUUGUAUUUCAGGACAAUACACUCUUUUUGUAUUUGUCUCUAGUGUAUUUUUUUGUUUUCUUAUUGCGUUUAACUCGGACAUAAGCCAGAGAAGGUUUAAUUUAUUCAGCAGUGUAUCAUAAUCCGAUUGAAUAAAUCAUCGACUAUGAA
Megalobrama amblycephala (Wuchang bream) is the source of this 1034-nucleotide messenger RNA. RefSeq names its product trafficking protein particle complex subunit 3 (gene trappc3). Gene Ontology annotation, cellular component: cis-Golgi network membrane; cytosol; TRAPP complex. The record is from RefSeq and is a predicted model, not a curated record. Lineage: Eukaryota; Metazoa; Chordata; Actinopteri; Cypriniformes; Xenocyprididae. Gene Ontology annotation, biological process: intra-Golgi vesicle-mediated transport; endoplasmic reticulum to Golgi vesicle-mediated transport. The transcript is spliced from 5 exons. The coding region runs from base 137 to 679 and encodes 180 amino acids.